GGUAACAGGGGCCAAGAAAACAUCUCUCUCUCUCUCUCUCUCUCUAUCUAGCUCUGACCUCCAACGCUUCAAAGCGCCUGACAGACACGCCGAGCGACACGUGCCAUGGCCACUCGCGAGGGCUGCCACUGUCUGGGCGCCGGGUGGCAAAACAAUAAUAACAGCAUCCUGUACAAUAUACUGAAGAACGACAGCCUCGCGACCACCGAGAAACAACAACAACCAACACCACAACCACAACAACACCAACAGCAUCGCGGGCACAGGGUCCCCUCCUGUGCCUCCCUCUCCUCCUCCUGUUCCUCCUCUUCUUCCUCAUCGUCGCGGCUUGAGCUAAGGCAACAACAGGCAUGCUCGUGCGGCUCCUCACGGCGAAGGGGGUCUCUGCGGUCCCCGCAGGUGACCUGCAAAGCCGCGUCAGCGGUCCUCGUGAAGACUCUGCGGUUCGUGAAGAACGUGCCGUGUUUCCGCGAGCUGCCGGAGGAUGACCAGCUCCUGCUCGUUCGGAACUGCUGGGCGCCGAUGCUCGUGCUGGGCCUCGCGCAGGACCGGGUGGACUUCGAGACCACUGAGACCGCAGAGCCCAGCAUGUUGCAAAGGAUCCUGACCGGUGGCUGUGGCAGCCAGAGCGGCUUAACGGACAGACAGGGCGAACCGCUGCUGGAGCAGUGCGCGGGUACUCCUGGGGUCUCUCUCUCGGAUAUCCAGAACAUCAAAGCGUUCCUGAAGAAGUGUUGGGGUUUGGACAUCAGUACGAAGGAGUAUGCCUACCUCAAAGGAACCGUGCUAUUCAACUCAGAUCUCCCAGGUUUGCGCUACCUCCACUACAUCCAGUCGCUGCGGCACGAGGCUCACCAGGCGCUCAACGAGCACAUGAAGCUGAUCCACCGGGACGACACCACACGCUUCGCCAAACUGCUCAUCACCUUGUCCAUGCUGAGGGCCAUCAGCCCCCCUGUGGUCACACAGCUCUUCUUCAAGCCCGUCAUCGGAGCUGUCAACAUGGAGGAUGUCCUACUGGAGAUGUUCUACGGGAAGUAGAUGCUUUCCAUGGUCCCGUCCAGAAACAACCCCUAGAUAUGGCCUCCUAUAAGUUCUAGGCACUUCUCCUAGCCCCUACCCCCUAGAAACUUCACCUUGCCCCUAGCCCAGGGUUUCCCAAAGUCGGUCCUUGGGGCCCCAAGGGGUGCACGUUUUGGUUUUUGCGCUAGCACUACA
Messenger RNA from Coregonus clupeaformis (lake whitefish), 1218 nucleotides. Its product is annotated as nuclear receptor subfamily 0 group B member 1. The transcript has 2 exons. Gene Ontology annotation, biological process: negative regulation of transcription by RNA polymerase II. The coding region runs from base 106 to 1041 and encodes 311 amino acids. Lineage: Eukaryota; Metazoa; Chordata; Actinopteri; Salmoniformes; Salmonidae. Gene Ontology annotation, cellular component: cytoplasm; nucleus. The record is from RefSeq and is a predicted model, not a curated record. Gene Ontology annotation, molecular function: transcription factor binding; transcription corepressor activity.